AUGGGCAAGGACUCGGCUCGAGUCGUGAAACAUUGCGACAAGUGCCAAAGAUUCUCCAGGGUAGUAAAUUCACACCCCGAGAAGUUCACCGCCAUCACAUCUCCUUGGCCCUUUGCGAAAUGGGGGGUAGACAUUGUCGGUCCAAUGCCUCCGGGGAAGAGCAACAGGAAGUUUCUAGUUGUGGCUGUUGACUAUUUCACCAAGUGGGCUGAGGCAGAAACAAUGGCAACUGUUACCACCACAAACAUAAUCAGUUUCCUUUGGAGGUCGAUUGUUUGUCGAUUCGGAAUACCGCACGCUUUUGUAACAGAUAACGAGACACAAUUUGAUUGCAAACAGUUCCGAGAGUGGUGCUCCGAACUCCAGAUCCGAAACUAUUAUUCUAGUGUCUUACGUCCUAAAGCAAAUGGACAAGUGGAGGCAACAAAUAAAGACCCUGAUGAGAACAUUGAAGAAGAAGCUCUAGCAGAAGAAAGGGGCCUGGGUAGAGCAAAAAGAGAUGAUGCCCAGGUGACCUGGGCAGCCUAUCAGGAUCAAACGACUCGGUACUUCAACAAGACAGUAAACCCCAGGAAGUUCCAAGUCGGGGACUGGGUCCUCAGGAAAGUGAGCUUGAUGACCAAAGAUCCAACUGAAGGGAAGUUCGCACCAAAAUGGGAAGGACCCUAUCGAGUAGUGAAGUGUCAAGAAAAAGGGGCCUACCAUUUGAAGUCCGAGACUGGGAAGAUACUCUCGAGAGCGUGGAAUGCCGAGCAUUUGAAGAAGUACUUCUUCUAUAUAAAAAGGUAG
Alnus glutinosa is the source of this 789-nucleotide messenger RNA. RefSeq lists its product as uncharacterized. Gene Ontology annotation, molecular function: nucleic acid binding. Gene Ontology annotation, biological process: DNA integration. The record is from RefSeq and is a predicted model, not a curated record. The transcript is spliced from 2 exons. Lineage: Eukaryota; Viridiplantae; Streptophyta; Magnoliopsida; Fagales; Betulaceae. The coding region runs from base 1 to 789 and encodes 262 amino acids.